UCCGUCUCCCUGCUGUCACUUAUCUUAGCAGGCUUUUUCUCUCUCCUCCGUCACCCCCACACAUUUCAUAACACGGAGAGAAAGCACGGACUGGCUUCAGGCAGAAUUUAGAAAUGGAAUAACUCUAAUUUGAUUAUUCUGCACUGAGCGAGUGCUAUUCCCUCCUCCCCCUUCUUUCUCGAGGGAGAGAAGUUGUAAACCUGGGCAUAAGUGCAAUGUAUUUUUAUAUUGUCCUUAAUGGCCCAAACUGCUUGACAAUCAGAACUUGCUCCCUGUAGCAAAACCUGGCGGCUCACCUAUCCCGCGUUUCUUCAGCAAUGCUAGUACUAGAAAAUGAAGUUGCGGCCCAGGAUCCCUCCCGUUAGGAACGCGCCUUUUCUGGCAAUGUAGCUUUCAGUUCCGCGGGUUCUGGAGGCCGGGGUGGAGGGAGGCUCCUUAGGGACCUUCGAGGUGAUGCUAGUCUUAGGUUCUUGCCCCACGGAUCUGCCCGCACCCCCUGGGAUCGCGCCCGGCCCUCCGCGAUUCGCCUCUUGCAGCGUCCGGGAGUUCUUGGGCAGGAUAAGGUUACGCCGGGGCUUCCUUGGACAGGAGGAGGGGAGGCGGGUCUGAGUCCGCGCCCUGGCUCUCGGGGGUGUUCCCACAGUUGGCAGCCCAGGCCAGCCGGGCCACAUCCCUGCUGUCGGGAGGGUGCAGCGCGAGGGCCGCCGAACGCAGCCCUGGGGUCUGCCCCGGCCAUGGCCAGGGAGAAGUCACCCGGGAGGAGCUGCAGCUCACUGAGCCGGUGUCUGCUGGGCGCCGCGCUGCUAGUGGGCCUGCGGCUCUGCGCGGAGCUGCGGCGCGCCGGGCCCCGACCCCCAUCCCGCAGCGCCCCGCCGAAUCCCGCCCCUCCGCUGCCUGCGGCGCACCUGCGGCCGGCGCCUGGCCCGCCGCGUGGCGCCAGCAGGAGGCAGGUGACCUACGUGCGCAGCGGGCGCCGAGCGUCGCCGCGGGGCGGCGGGAGCCGUACGCCGGAGCCGAGCUGCUGCGCCCCGCGCGGGCGUCCCAGCUGGAAGGGUCCCCGGUGGCACAUAGACCUCCAGCCUUGGGCAGGCCCUGCCCAGUCCCUGGAUGAAGAAGCCUUGAGGUUCCUGAGAUAUAUCAGCACCACCCAGAUUGCAUGUGAUCACAUGAGCACAGACCGCCUGGCCGCCGAUGCCAGCCCUGAGAAGAAGCCCUGGUCGGUUUGUCUUGAUGACAGGUUUGGCUUAGCUCAUCAAAUCCGCAACAAGCAGUGCCGUCUCUACUCUUUAGGGCUGGGAAGUGAUGAUACCCAUUUCGAGGUCAGCAUGGCCAACAACGGGUGUGAAGUGCAUCGUUUCGACCCUAGUGUCAAAUCAGCUCACAUUCUGGAGAGUCAGCACUUUUGGUAUCACCGCUUGUCCAUCAACUGGCGCGACCCCCAUCCAGCUGUUGCUGCCCAGAAACUACACAGCAACACCAGAAAAUUGGGAACCAUUUUGAAUGAAUUUGGGCAUCACAAGAUUGAUGUUCUCAAAGCAGAUCUGGAAAGUGCAGAAUGGAAAGUUUUGGAAAAUCUUAUUCUGGAAGAUGUCCUUGAGCAAAUUGGACAGCUCAUCUUCGAGAUCCAUCUCCACUGGCCUGGGUUCGAGGUCAGUGGCAGUGACAGCAGUGUAGUGCGGUUCUGGUACAGCCUCCUCAAAGAACUGGAACUAAAGGAUUUCAGGCUUUUUCACAGUUAUAAAGAUUUAUCUAAACCUCAGCUAUUCCUGAAGAAAGACAUUUUCAAUGCAAGUAGCUGUUAUACUCUCAGUUGGGUGAAUACAAGGUGGAAAUAGGCUGCAGGACCUCAUCAAGAACUCGAGGAAAUAUUUACAGAAUGGAGUACGUCCAUGAUUCUAGCUACCGUUUUACGUGUACAGGCUCCCACUAGGCUGUUGCCUGCUUGAGGCAGACAUGGUUAUUGCCUCUGUGGUGUGGCCAGCCGGGCGCCCGCCACGUGGCCAGGGCGCAUUAAUGCGUUAAGGCGAGGGUGGACGCGGAGUCAGCCCUAUCCGCCCACACCCGGGCUCUGUGCCUGUGUACCUCCGACAGAGUGGGGAUGCCCGUCUUCCUUCCCUUCGGUUUGGAAGAUGAUCCUCCGCUUACCUCAGUUUUCUCUAAAAUUCAUUAUGUAUCAAUAAUCCAUGAAUUCACCAACAUAAAAAGGAAAUUACACAAAUUUUCCUUUUUUAUGGGGUAGAUGAGAUUCUCAAGUUUGCAGCCUACUGUUCAAAGUAGGAUCUUCCAUUUGACUUGAACUCACCUCUUUCAUGUUCACCUUGUGAUAACAUUCUGUCCACCUUGUAGAUUUCAGUCACUCCUCCUCAGCCUUUGCUGAGGCCAUGCCAGCGUUUUAUAAAACCCAUGGAUCCUAGUAUCUGGGAACUGAGACACACCAAGUUCUCUCACUGAGCUUAGGAGUAGACUGUCAAGAGCUGCACCUCGGCGUCCUUUCCCGCGGAGCCUUAAGUCCCCUUCUGCGCCUAUGAACUAAGCACAGAGGAGAAUUCGAGUCCCUAUUGCUGCCUCUUCUGACUUCAAACCUGAUUUCUCAACCACAGACUUGCCUAUGCUGUCGAUUCUUUUUUCCCUCCCUAAAUAUAUUAUCUCAAAGAUUAAGUGAGUGUUUCUUUACUGCCAGUUGGUAUAUGGUGGUCUGAGGGCCAGAGUCUCUUUCCUGGGGUGGUUACACAGUGUUUCAGUAGUGCCAAUCCUUUAUACUUUUUAAAAACAUAUGAAGCAGAAAAUUAAGGUUCUCAGUCAUUCAAAUAAUCUUUUUCAUUUUUAUUUGCCAGAUUAGACAUUUACCCCUAUGAAUAAUUUUCAAAUACCUAUUUCAAAUAAAUUAAUUAAAUACUGUACUUUUCAGACCCUAAGAUGCACCUAGGUUUUAGAGGAGGGAAAUAGGAAAAAAAAUUGAAGCAAAAAAUGUGGUAGAAUAUUUAAUAACAUAAAUAACAUAAUAUUUCACCAAUGUAAAUGUAAACAGAACUUGACAGCACCAUUAACAACCAUAAUUCCUCCCAAAUUUGGGGGACGGGGGGGAAGGUACAUCUUAUAGUCUGAAAAAUACGGUAGUAUAAAGUGAACCAAGUUAUUACCUUAUUACAAGUUAAGUAUAUUUUAUGACACUUUUUACAUCCUGCCAGAGCAGAAAAACCGUAUAUACAUGUUUGUUCAAGAAAUUUGGGACAGGAGUAGAAUAUCGAUUAGUACUAAACUUUAUACCCGUUUUUUCUCGUUUUUUUUUGUUUUUUUUUUUACCCAUUUCUACCCCCGACGGUCCCUGGGCUUUUUGUUUCUUGCAAUGGUUUGAAAAUACCAUUCCUCAAGUGAGAAACCAAAAUAUAUUAGAAUUGUAUGAUUUCACUAACUUGGGUUCAAAAGAAACAAGACUUUCUGAAUUAGCGAUGAUUUUUUAAAAUAUAAAUGAGGUUUUUACUUUAAAACCCAUAGUGGACUAAUAAGUUGUCGAGUGGGGAGGACCCGUUCGAAUAAGUGAGAUUUGUGGUAGCAGUUCAGUCGCUUUCAUCACCCACAGGGGCUUCAAAAGUACAAAGGAUCCACAGACACUCUAAAGUCAUACCGUCGGCUCGCGUGGGGUGGCCUCCAAAACAAAGUUCUCUUUGGCACAGUUCCUGUUUGGAUUAUACCACAGGCUCUCUUUUCUUUUGUUUCCUAAAAAUGUUAUGCAUUGAAGCAUAUACAACAAACCUUUUUAUGCAUUAAACAUGUUAAACCUUCUUAUACACUAAAGUAUGGAGUAUAUUGAUCUUAAGUGCCUAGAUUUGUACACAGCCAUAUCAAGAUUUUCAGUUCACGGGAUUGAAGGUUCAUGGCAUUACUGAAAACCCCCUUUGUAUGGGGCAAGUUACCAGUUAUCCCAGAUUGGUAGUACGGAACACUGACUUCAGCACACCACACACGCAUGUAUCUGAAGCAAGGGUGGGUGUACUGUUAAAAAAAAAAAGACAAACUCAAAAUAAAUCACAAACACACCUACCCACACCCACCUACUAGGCAGCCUGUUCAAUAGUUAUCUGUACUGAUUUUAUGCUUAUUUCUAAGACUGUCCUUCAUUCCCUUUAUGGAGAGUUUGAAAUUUAUGAUGAAUUUUCUGACUGUUGCUAUGGUUUCUCUGCCUCUAGAAUUUAUUGUGAUUACUGUGUUGGCCGGGGUUUCUUAACCUCAGCACUACUGCGGUUCCGGACUGGAUAAUACUUUGUUGGGGGAGGGAGGGCUGUUCUGUGCAUUGUAGGAUGUUUAGCAGCCUCUUUGACCCUCCCCACUAGAUGCCAGGAGCACCUUCCCCCCUCCCUUUUCAGUUGUGACAACCAGAUAUGCCCCCAGACGGUGCCAAAUGUCCCCUAGAGGGCAGAGUCCUCCGUGGCCGAGAACUGGUGUUGGCCAUGAGAAAUGGUCUAGGUUACCAUGGCACUGGUGUUUGGUCCUGCUGGUGAAGAGCAGGCAAAACCACCAUAAACAAACACCAAAUCAAGAGCUACUAUUUACUAAGCACUUACUAUGUGCCCAGCACUGUCAUAGAUUAUUCCUAAUUCUUCCAACAACCUACAAAGCAGUGUAGUUUCCCCAGUGACAUAUGCAGGGAAGGAAGCUCUGAGAUGUUAAAUAGAAAUCCCUGUCUCAGACUGUCAGAUCGCAAAGCCUGUGCUGGUCCCUCCACAAUGCUGCCUCAAUGGCUGCUAGCAAAUAUAAGAUGCCACUUUCAAAAGACAUAAUUGUGCCUCCCUAUUAGUAAAUGGGAGGAAAAACCUACAAAUAUACUAAGACCAGACUUGCAAAUUUCUUAGAGUGGGGGUUAUUUCUGUAGCAUGCAGGUUUAAUUUAAACAAUCUAUUUGAUAAAAAUAUGUCCGCCAAAUGGAGGCUUACUGAAAAAAUAUUCUCUUUGAAUAUAUUCAGAUUGCCAGAAAAGCUCUUGCAAGGCCCUGGAAGGGACUCCUGGCCCAAGCUUGUCCUAAUACUCGUCACUUUUCCUCCUGGAUUUUAGAAAGGGCACAGCCACUCGGAAACGCAGUUCCUCUUGUUGCACACGUUUUCGAUCCUGGUAACUGAGCUCAGAUGGGAAUACUGGUGCCAUAAUUAACUUUUACCAGAGCAAUGCUCAUAAAUGAAUCUGAAAGUGCAAAUUAAAUGAUAAUGCUCUUGUCCAAUGAUUUUAAAAACUGCCCUUUUUUUUCAGGAAGUAGGAGAUUCUUUUUUUCUGAGGAUAUAAGAGAUUUAGAGGUCACCUUUCAGCACAAACUCUGUUACAAUUUGAGAUUAAAGUCAAAGAAAAACAAUUUUGCCUUUCCCUGUUUCUUAGAGUGAUUACAUUUGGUGAAGUUAUAGUAGGUUAUCUUAUAAAUAUUUGUAGGUGUUUGAAAUGUUCACAUGAAGAGAGCCAGGGAGAAGUAAACACACUUCCAUUAGAAUUGAUUGACGGUCCAUUAAUAUUUACAUCAGGGUAAAACAAAAGUAAAUUCAUGAAUUUACAGUGUUUAGUUCAAAUUGGCUAUAAAAGUUUAGUAUGUAGUAAAUACAAUACAAGAUUUGCAUUUCCUAAGCAUUAUGUGUUUGAAGUUGGCAAAGCUUGGAUUUAUGCCAGAAAACUAGCUUCAUCAUAUUUUUCCAGAUUAAAAAUGGAGGCCUCAUUUAAAUAGUUUACUGUACUUGACAAUACAGUGGUAUCUCCAAGCUCAGUUAAUAUAAUUGUUCUUUUCUUCUGGACAUAAAUUUGUGUUUGCCUUUUAAGCAAUAACAUAAAUUUUUUUGUAUUAGCCCAUUGCUGGCUUUUUGUGAAUUAAAUAAUACAUUUAACCUUCUGCUAGAAAUGUCUUCCUUUUUCUUACAUUGAAAGAGGUAUUUGAACUUAUCACAUGAAAUCAUACCCCCAGAAUUCAGUGUAUUCUUAAACUACCUAAAUUUAGAAAUUCUUGAAAUAAUGUUAUUCAAAAAAUAUAUCAGGCAAGCUUAAUGUCACACUUUAUGUUCAGCACUAUAUGGAAAAAUGUUAAUUCCCAAUAUUUUAAAACUAGUGCUUUGUAAAAUUGGCAACUUCAUUUUGUUGCAUAAAAUAUUUUAAGCUUUUUCUUAGUGAUUGGUUUUGUGCAAUUGGUUUCAGAUGAUCUGAAACAAUAAGGGAUUUUUUUUUCCUGUCAAGUUUGAAUUCUAAUGUACUCUCUCAAUAGAAGGAGCCUGGUACACACAGGACAGAUAAGCAAGCAGUAUGUGCUAGGGGGCAAUCGUGGUUGGUAAAUGGCUGCAGGCCUCAGUCAUUCUCCUUCACUGUAGUCCCUUCCCCAGGAAGCCUAGACCUCUCCACGGUCGAGCAGUUAAUGCACAGCACACUAGGCAGCUUCCAGCUCUCUGCCCCAGAGCAGAGGUUAGCUUCUAUUCUAACUGCCUCAUGUCCUAUGUUACUGGUUGCUGGAUAUUUUGAUAUCAGCUCUGGGUGAGUAUAUAUAAUGAGCAAAAGCCCAAGUGCAUUCUAUAACAUUAAUGAAACCACAAUUGUGUCAAAAAUAAGCAAUUAUUUGUGCAGACAAUAUUAUUUCUCAAGGGUUGAUGUCACAUCAAACAUGGUCUCCUCAGGGAACCUUGAUCCCAUUAAAGGCCCCCAGCUAUGUGUCUCUGUGCUGCCCUCUAACCUCCCUAUCUUCACAAGCCUUGUAAUUUAACAUAUCUGCUUAUAUAAUGGUUGUGUUUCCCAGCAGACUGUAAGCUCCAUGAGGGUGAGGGUCGUCUGUAGCCUCCGUGCCUUCUAGGUAAAAGGUGCUCAAUAAAUAUUGGUUGAAUACAAAUAAAGAAAGCUAUGUCACAUAGGA
Messenger RNA from Phyllostomus discolor (pale spear-nosed bat), 6865 nucleotides. It is a transcript of the gene METTL24, whose product is annotated as methyltransferase like 24. The transcript is spliced from 5 exons. The coding region runs from base 735 to 1835 and encodes 366 amino acids. Lineage: Eukaryota; Metazoa; Chordata; Mammalia; Chiroptera; Phyllostomidae. The record is from RefSeq and is a predicted model, not a curated record.